AUGGCGAAUGUUCGACACUUGAAAAUUGGAUUUGCCACCUUUCUACUCUUUCUUUUCCAAUCUUCACAAUAUACUACUACUUUUAGAAAAUCCCUUAUAUAUUCACUACCCAAACCUCUCUAUUUCCAAGCAGCUAGCAGAUUUCUUCUUCCAUUUGCCUUCAAUUUCCUCCUCUCCAUUGUCAAAAUGAUGGGUAGGAAUAAUGCUGUUUUGUUGGGAUUUAUGAUCUGCAUUAUCAUAGCUGGAGUUGGUGGUCAAGCACCUCCAACACCCCCUACUAACCAAGCGCCACCAACACCGCCUACUAACCAAGCACCACCAACACCUACUAACCAAGCACCACCCACACAGGCACCCCCAACACCCCCAACACCUACUACCCAAGCACCACCUUCCCAGGCACCACCAACACCCACUAACCAGGCUCCUCCAACACCCACUAACCAAGCGCCACCUACCCAGGCACCACCUACACCCACUACCCAAGCUCCACCUACACCCACUGGUUCUCCUCCUCCAGUUAACACCCUAACGCCACCGGCUCAGCCACCGCCUACUGCUUCACCACCCCCCACAGUUUCAUCCCCACCUCCCGUUGUAACUUCUCCACCACCGGCACCUCCUACUCCUACUGCUUCUCCUCCUCCGCCAGUGAACUCUCCACCUCCGCCGGCAGCGCCUUCUCCUGCGCCACUUGCAUCAACUCCUGCUCCGGCUCCCGCGAAGAAAUUGACAUCUCCGGCACCAUCUCCUUUGGGCUCGAGUCCUCCUUUACCCCCCACUGGAGCUCCAGCCCUAGCCCCGAGUCUAGGAGCUUUAUCUCCUGCAGCUACUGAUCAGAGUGGAGUGGAGGGCCUGAAGUUGUCAACAAUUGUUGUGAAAAGCUUGGUCUUAGGAUGGGGUCUACUCUGCUUCUAAUGUAGAACUCUCUUUUCAUCCUGCAUCAUUUGUUUUAGUUCGCCUCUAUAUGUAUGAAUUGCUAUCUCUUUAUUUAGCUUAGGAUGAUGAUGAUGACGGCCCAUUUCUUUGCCUGUACUUGGAUUACAUAUUCACUUUGAUUUUUUUGGAUGAUCUUGUUAAGGGGAGCUUAAUUUUUGUAUUUUGAGAGGAUUGUGUUUUAAUUGAAAUUUCUAUAUAUUUUAAUAUAUUA
Molecule: messenger RNA, 1150 nt
Organism: Solanum dulcamara
Lineage: Eukaryota; Viridiplantae; Streptophyta; Magnoliopsida; Solanales; Solanaceae
Product: classical arabinogalactan protein 9-like
Exons: 3
Coding region: 1-918 (305 amino acids)
Cellular component (GO): plasma membrane
Source: RefSeq, a predicted model, not a curated record